AUGCUUAGCCUGAUUCGUGAAGCCCCAGUAGGGCAACUGAUUCGCUGGCUUAGCCGGAAUCGACUGUUUCAAUACCCUGAAGAAAAGAUCGACUUCGCUCUUCCUCCUGCAUACAAGCAGGCGUUCUCCAAAUACAGCAAGUCUGAAUCACAGUCAUUGGAUAUCAACGUCCCGCCAUCUUGCAAUGAAUGUGGCCAAAGCAACUCGCCAUCUUGUCCGUCCGGAUAUCAGGGGGAACCCUCAAGUCGCCAGGAAUGGGACGCGAAGAAAAUUCACAAAGAUAUUGUUCCCAAGGAAACAGCAGACGGCAUGAUUGUUGUUGACUGGUACACGAUCGACGACCCAUCCAACCCUCAAGCUUGGACUCAAACCAAGAAGACUUUUGUUUCCUUCAUUAUCUUCAUUUAUACCUUCAUUGUCUAUACCGGCUCGGCGAUCUACACAUACUCGGAACAGGAGAUUACAGAGCUUUUCGGGGUUUCUAUCACUGCCGCCUCCCUUGGACUGUCCUUGUAUGUCCUUGGGUACGGUGUCGGUCCUCUUAUCUUCUCGCCACUAUCUGAAAUACCCUCGAUCGGCCGAUCGCCUGUAUAUUGUGUGACGAUGUUCCUUUUCGUGAUAAUUUCCAUUCCUCUUCCAAUGGUGGAAAACUUUGCUGGACUUCUCGUCCUUCGCUUCCUGCAAGGUUUCUUCGGCAGCCCCUGUCUAGCCACCGGAGGUGCUACAAUGCAAGACAUAUACUCGGCUACGUAUCUUCCAUUCGCCCUCAGUGUAUGGGUGACAGCAGCGUACUGUGGUCCUGCACUUGGUCCGCUGCUAUCUGGAUUUGCGGUGGAUAAGAUUGGUUGGCGAUGGUCCUUAUGGGAGAUAUUAUGGGGCGCCGCACCGGUCUUUGCAGUGAUGUUUCUCUUCCUCCCGGAGACAUCAACACCUACUCUGUUACGUCGCCGAGCACGGCAUCUUCGGUCACUGGUGGGAUCACAUCGCCUGAUGUCCCAAUCUGAAAUUGAUCAAAAAGAGCUUAAGCCCCUUGCUGUGGCGAUAGAGGCGGUUAUCAAACCGCUCGAGAUCUCUAUUAAGGACCCAGCUAUUCUCUUCGUACAGCUGUACACAGCUAUUGUUUAUGGGAUCUAUUACUCGUUUUUUGAAGUGUUUCCUCUGGUGUAUAUUCCCAUGUACGGUUUCACCCAGGGCACCAUUGGGCUCGUUUUCCUCUGCAUCUUCGUCGCCUGUUUACUGGGUAUUCUGGCAUACUUUGCCUACCUCCGGUUCUAUCUUAUGCCGAGGCUGGAACGUGGCCCAGCUAAACCCCAAGAGAGUCGUCUCGUUCCUGCUCUGGUCGGUUCUUUUGGACCAACAGCGGGACUGUUUCUCUUUGGUUGGACUGCAAACCCACGUAUCCAUUGGAUUGUGCCCACGAUCGGAAUUACGAUAUACAGCGGAUCUGCAUUUGUUGUCUUGCAGUCUGUGUUUGUCUAUGUUCCAAUGUCAUACCCGAAGUAUGCAGCGUCACUAUUCGCGGCCAACGACUUUUUCCGCUCAGCAAUGGCCUGUGGCUCUAUUUUGUAUGCGCAGCCGAUGUUCAUCAACUUGGGUAUCGCCCGUGGAAUAAGCCUAUUGGCUGGGCUUAGCACCCUUGGAAUUCUUGGAAUAUUCUUCCUUUAUAGAUAUGGUUCUAUGUUACGGGAAAAGUCGAAAUUUGCAGAAUCUUGA
Molecule: messenger RNA, 1713 nt
Organism: Penicillium canescens
Lineage: Eukaryota; Fungi; Ascomycota; Eurotiomycetes; Eurotiales; Aspergillaceae
Product: MFS transporter
Exons: 2
Coding region: 1-1713 (570 amino acids)
Biological process (GO): xenobiotic detoxification by transmembrane export across the plasma membrane
Molecular function (GO): fluconazole transmembrane transporter activity
Source: RefSeq, a predicted model, not a curated record